GUGAAGCUGCCAUGUGUCCUCCCCAGGUGUGUUCCUGAUCCCGUACGUCCUGAUCGCCCUGGUGGGAGGAAUCCCCAUUUUCUUCUUGGAGAUUUCCCUAGGCCAGUUCAUGAAGGCUGGCAGCAUCAACGUCUGGAACAUCUGCCCCCUGUUCAAAGGCCUGGGCUACGCCUCCAUGGUGAUCGUCUUCUACUGCAACACGUACUACAUCAUGGUGCUGGCCUGGGGCUUCUAUUACCUGGUAAAGUCCUUCACGACCACGCUGCCCUGGGCCACGUGUGGCCACACCUGGAACACUCCCGACUGUGUGGAGAUCUUCCGCCAUGAAGACUGUGCCAAUGGCAGCCUGGCCAACCUCACAUGUGACCAGCUUGCUGAACGCCGGUCCCCAGUCAUCGAGUUCUGGGAGAACAAAGUGUUGCGGCUCUCAGGGGGGCUGGAGGUGCCGGGGGCCCUCAAUUGGGAGGUGACCCUGUGUCUGCUGGCCUGCUGGGUGCUGGUCUACUUCUGUGUCUGGAAAGGGGUGAAAUCGACGGGAAAGAUCGUGUACUUCACUGCUACAUUCCCCUACGUGGUCCUGGUUGUGCUGCUGGUGCGCGGGGUGCUGCUGCCUGGAGCCUUGGACGGCAUCAUCUACUAUCUCAAGCCUGACUGGUCAAAGCUGAGGUCCCCUCAGGUGUGGAUCGAUGCCGGCACCCAGAUCUUCUUCUCCUACGCCAUCGGCCUGGGGGCCCUCACGGCCCUGGGCAGCUACAACCGCUUCAACAACAACUGCUACAAGGACGCCAUCAUCCUCGCGCUCAUCAACAGUGGGACCAGCUUCUUUGCUGGCUUCGUGGUCUUCUCCAUCCUGGGCUUCAUGGCCACAGAGCAGGGCGUGCACAUCUCCAAGGUGGCAGAAUCAGGACCCGGCCUGGCCUUCAUCGCCUAUCCUCGGGCUGUCACGCUGAUGCCUGUGGCUCCACUCUGGGCAGCCCUGUUCUUCUUCAUGCUGCUGCUGCUCGGCCUGGACAGCCAGUUUGUAGGUGUGGAAGGCUUCAUCACCGGCCUCCUCGACCUCCUCCCGGCCUCCUACUACUUCCGUUUCCAAAGGGAGAUCUCUGUGGCCCUCUGCUGUGCCCUGUGCUUUGUCAUUGACCUCUCCAUGGUACAGAUGGCGAUGUAUGUCUUCCAGCUGUUUGACUACUACUCGGCCAGCGGCACCACCUUGCUCUGGCAGGCCUUUUGGGAGUGUGUAGCGGUGGCCUGGGUGUACGGAGCCGACCGCUUCAUGGACGACAUUGCGUGUAUGAUCGGAUACCGACCUUGCCCCUGGAUGAAAUGGUGCUGGUCCUUCUUCACCCCGCUGGUCUGCAUGGGCAUCUUCAUCUUCAACAUCGUGUACUACAAGCCGCUGGUCUACAACAAAACCUACGUGUACCCGUGGUGGGGCGAGGCCAUGGGCUGGGCCUUCGCACUCUCCUCCAUGCUGUGUGUGCCGCUCCACCUCCUGGGCUGCCUCCUCAGGGCCAAGGGAACCAUGGCUGAGCGCUGGCAGCACCUGACUCAGCCUGUCUGGGGCCUCCACCACUUGGAGUACAGAGCUCAGGAUGCAGACGUCAGGGGCCUGACCACCCUGACCCCAGUGUCCGAGAGCAGCAAGGUCGUCGUGGUGGAGAGUGUCAUGUGACAGGCACUCCAGCUCACAUCACCAGCUCACCCUCUGGUAGCCAUAGCAGCCCCUGCUUUAGCCCCCACCCCACCCCACCCCUCCAAGGG
Messenger RNA from Oryctolagus cuniculus (rabbit), 1758 nucleotides. RefSeq names its product solute carrier family 6 member 8 (gene SLC6A8). Gene Ontology annotation, molecular function: creatine:sodium symporter activity; gamma-aminobutyric acid:sodium:chloride symporter activity. Gene Ontology annotation, cellular component: plasma membrane. Lineage: Eukaryota; Metazoa; Chordata; Mammalia; Lagomorpha; Leporidae. Gene Ontology annotation, biological process: amino acid transport; nitrogen compound transport; neurotransmitter transport. The record is from RefSeq and is marked provisional.